Messenger RNA from Closterium sp. Naga37s-1, 5961 nucleotides. Lineage: Eukaryota; Viridiplantae; Streptophyta; Zygnematophyceae; Desmidiales; Closteriaceae. The record is from the annotation of a GenBank genome assembly.
AUGGCAAUGAAGACGAUUCUGGAGUUUGACUCAAAAGUCAGCGUUUUUUACUUCGACUCGAUCCGUGUGGGUGGAGUGCGUGCAGGUACAAGUGUCCCCUCUUCCUCUCCCCUCCGUUCCUCUCCGUGCGCUCCCCUUUCCCCCCCUCCCCCCCUCCUCCGCUCCCUCGCCCCCUUACCCCCGCCGCCUCCCCCUCGCUCUUUACCGCAGGUGGCGGUGAAAAAGAUGAAGCGGAAAUUCUACUCGUGGGAAGAGUGUAUGAGUUUGAGAGAAGUCAAGUCGCUGCGCAAGCUGAACCACAGCAACAUCGUGCGGCUGAAGGAGGUGAUCCGGGAAAACAACGAGCUAUUCUUCAUCUUCGAAUACAUGGACUGCAAUCUUUACCAAGUCAUGAAGGACAGGGAGACGCUUUUCCCCGAGUCAAAAAUACGCAGCUGGAUGUACCAGGUGCUGCAAGGGCUAGCGUACAUGCACAAGCACGGGUACUUCCACCGCGACUUAAAGCCCGAGAACCUGCUGGUGACCAAGGACGUGAUCAAGGUGGCCGACUUUGGGCUCGCCCGGGAGGUGCGGUCGCGGCCGCCCUUCACGGAUUAUGUCUCCACACGAUGGUACCGUGCUCCAGAGGUGCUUCUGCAGUCCACCGUUUACAACGCCCCCAUCGACAUGUGGGCCAUUGGGGGCAUCAUGGCGGAGCUAUUUUCCCUCCGCCCGCUCUUCCCUGGCGCCAGCGAGAUCGACGAGAUAGUGAAGAUCUGUUCAGUCAUUGGCACGCCCACCGUGCACACGUGGCCACAGGGCCUCAAACUCGCCGCUGCCAUGAACUUCCGAUUUCCUGAGUACUCGCCCAUCCCCUUCUCGAAGCUCAUUCCCUCUGCCUCUCCUGAAGCCAUUGACCUCAUGACUCUGCUCUGCUCCUGGGACCCCGCCAGGCGACCCACUGCUGCACAGUCGCUGCAACACCCCUUUUUCCUGGUGGGUUGGGGAGGGGAGUGGGUAAAAAGGGGGAAGUGGGUAGCAAUUGGGGAGGUAGCAAUUAGCAACACCCCUUCUUCCUUCAUCCCCCCACCUCCCAUCCCCCCACCUCCCAUCCCCCCACCUCCCAUCCCCCCACUUCCCAUCCCCCCACCUCCCAUCCCCCCACUUCCCAUCCCCCCACCUCCCAUCCCCCCACUUCCCAUCCCCCCACUUCCCAUCCCCCCACCUCCCAUCCCCUCACCUCCCAUCCCUGCACCUUCCAUCCCCCCACCUCCCAUCCUCACACCCCCCAUCCCCCCACCCCACAUCCCUGCUCCUCCCAUCCCUGCUCCUCCCAUCCCCGCACCCCCCAUCCCUACACCUCCCAUCCCCCCACCUCCCAUCCCCCUACCUCCCACCCCCCCAUCUCCCAUCCUCCCACCCCCCAUGUCUGCGCCUCCCAUCCCUGCUUCUCUCAUGUUCCUUUUGUUAUUUCUUGCCCUACCUCUUCUCCUCCUCUCCUCCCUCUCCUCCCUGCAGAGCGGAAUCCAGGUCCCUCCAGUGAUGCCGUCACCCAAGCCGAACCCCACCAAUUCCAGCCGCACGCACCCCGUCACAUCGCCGCACCUCCCCUCCCUGCCUCAAGCCGCCAGCAAGCCAUACAGCCACCUGGAUGAGCACUUAGACGAGUGGGAAGGGGCGCCGGGGCAGUCAGGGGGAAGCGGGGCCAUGGGGCCAGCAGGGGGGGGAAUGGGCGCGGGAGGGGGAGGGGGAGGGGGGUAUUUGCCACAGCAGGGGCAGGUCGUUUUUGCUGGUGCUCAAUCAGUCAAUGUUCCUACCUACCUCAUCAUCUUCCCCUCUUCCUUGGCAGGCAUAUCGCGGCACUCAAACGCCUCUUCUUCGCGGUCCAAUGCUACAGGAGCUGCCCCCAUGGACAUGCAGAUGGACACAUCACCACACAUGGCAGCACCUUCAUCCCGCAAAUCUGCAGCAGCACUAGCAAGGGCAGGGUCAGCAGCAGCAUCCAUGGCAGCAGCAGGGCCCCCCUCGCCUCACGAUCCCAGUGCAGCCUAUUCCAGAAUGGGGACCUACCCGGCAACACACGCCCAGGAUGCAUAUGCGUAUGGCAAUGGGCCGGCAGACAUGGGUCCCCCUGGGGAUUACUAUGGGGGGGGAGGCGGUCAGAUGGAUAUGAUGGGGGGAGGUCAAGAUGAACACCCGGCCCGGCCUCGCCCCACUCGCCCCACGCGCAAUCGAUCGGAAGCCGCGGUUACCGCGUGCCUUCCGCCCGUCUCACCCAAGCAUUACUACCGCCGAACGGAUGACGUCACGACGAGAACCGAUGGCGCCACGACUCCAUCCGUUGGAGUGGAUCCCGCCAGGGGAGCAGAUGACGUCAUGCGGAAGGGGUCGGAUGACGUCACGCCUAACGGCGUACAUAGCUCAGCGGCGAAGGGGGUUUCCCUGGAUAGAGAUGGCGCUGCUUCGGGAGCGGCGCUAGCAUUGGAGUCGAACCCAACAUCCCCCACACCACUGCAGCACCACCAGCACCAGCAGCAGCAGCAGCAGCAGCGGCAGCAGCAGUCCAAGUCACCCCAGCGCUACCAACAGCUGCAGCAAACGUCGCUGCAUCCCCAAGCGCGCUCCCCUGAACCCACCCGGUGGCCGCCCGAGCCCCCGUUAGAGUCACACCAUGGAAAAGGGACCACCCGAAGGGGAACCCGAGAGGGGGGGAUAGGAGACCCAGACGUACCUGGUGAAGAGGUCAGUCAGGCGAGGGAUGUUUCUUCUCGAGGGAAGAGCGCAGCUGUGGUGAAUGCAGGGGCGGGCGAGGCAGGUGAAGAGCGGGGGGAGAGUGAGUCGGGGGACAGCUGUGCUGCACGCGAAGCGCCAGCAGGAGCAGCUGAAGCAGCAGGUGAAGGAGCAUCGAGAGCGGAAGUAGCAGGCGCAGGCCCAACCAAGGUACCAGACUCAGCAACGGGAGGGACUGCCGCAGCAGGAGCCAUAGGAGCGUCAGCAGCAGCAGCAGCAGUAGCUGGAGUAGCAGCGUCAGCAGCAGCAGCAGCAGUAGCUGGAGUAGCUGCGUCUACACCACGACCACUAGUACCGGCAAGCGCGAUGGGAAAAGUCCCAGGGCCUGCAGAAGUGACGAAACUCCCCGUACCAGAGUUCUUUCCAGACACGGCUGCUGGAGACCCAGCAGACGCGUGGGUGAGCCGGCCGCCCGUGGACGAGGGCAAGCCCAUCCGGUGGCGCAAGGGCGAGCUGAUCGGUGCGGGCGCGUACGGGUGCGUGUACAUGGGACUCAAUCUGGAGUCGGGCGAGCUGCUGGCCGUGAAGCAGGUGCUUAUUCCUUCUGCCUCCACCACCAAGGACAAGGCGCAGGUGAGAGGGACUGCCUGGGGGUGCGAGCUGAUAGGAGCGGGCGCGUACGGGUGCGUGUACAUGGGGCUAAAUUUGGAGUCGGGCGAGGUGCUGGCCGUGAAGCAGGUGCUUAUUCCUUCUGCCUCCACCACCAAGGACAAGGCGCAGGAGUACAUCAAGGGAUUGGAAGCGGAGGUCGCAGUUCUCAGGAACCUCUCACACCCAAACAUCGUGCGCUAUCUGGGCACGGCCAGGGAGGACGAGGCGCUUAACAUCUUCCUUGAGUUCGUCCCUGGGGGUUCCAUUGCCUCUCUGCUCAACAAGUUUGGGUGCUUCACGGAAAAGGUCAUCCGCAUGUACACGCGGCAGCUGAUGACUGGCCUGAGCUACCUCCACUACAAUCACAUCAUGCACCGCGAUAUCAAGGGCGCGAACAUUCUGGUGGACAACAGGGGGUGCAUCAAGCUAGCGGACUUCGGGGCGUCACGGAAGUUAGCAGAUCUGGCAACGAUGAGUGGGCACAAGUCCAUGAAGGGCACUCCCUACUGGAUGGCGCCAGAGGUCAUCAAGCAGACGGGGCAUGGCAGGCCAGCGGACAUCUGGAGUGUGGCGUGCACAGUCAUCGAGAUGGCAACAGGCAAGCCACCCUGGAGCGAGUUCCUCUCCCAGGUGUCAGCGCUGUUCCACAUAGCACAGUCCAAGGGGCCGCCUCUCAUCCCCGACCAUCUGUCUGCGGACGCAAAGGACUUUCUGCUGCGCUGCUUCCACCGGGAUCCAAACAAGCGCCCAAGUGCGGCUGAGCUUCUCAAGGCUCCUCUCUCCCCCACCAGCCCUCCGGACUACUGGCAUGACACGCUCCCUGGUAGCCCCUCUCUUGCCUCCCCUCACCAUCACGAACACGCUCCCACCAGCCCCCGCCUGGCUGAUAAUACUGACACCCCUACCGAUUUCAACCCGAUGGAAGAGCCAUCGCACAACGACCCUCUGGGCUCAUACGUGACAGCAGCGCGAGGGCACGGGGGCGAGUCGUCUGCUUGCACUGAGGACGAGGUUACUGGCCCUUUCAGGCAGCACGUUGGUGUGGAUAGUGCCUCCCGGGAUGAUGUGUUCAGUUAUUCGGUGGGCGGGACAAGCAGUAGAGCGGUGGGAGAGAGGGGAGAACGGGGGGAGGGAGAGGGAAGGGGGAAGGAGAGGGGAGACGAGGGGGAGAGUGGGGAGGUGGAGGGAGGAGAGAAGGAGGGAUGGGAGGGGGGCAGGGCUGGUGGAGGGAGGGAGGGGCAGGAGAGGGGAGGGGAGGAUCGUGUGGCUGUGAUGCUCAGCCGUGGAAGUGCGGGCGGGCAGGAGUUGAAGCAAGGGCAGGAGAGGAAGGAAGGGCAGCAGAAGCUGCCAGUGGAAGGGCUGAGUGGUGGUGAGAGGUUGAGACCGGCAGCAGGUGUGAGGCCUUCGCUGCCGCAGCUGGACCUUUCUCUAGCAAUGUCCCACGGACAAGUGGGGCUGGGAGGGCUGGAAAGGGGGGAGAGUGAGGCCUAUUCGGAAGAGGUGCUGCCUGCUGUGUGUGGUCAAGGGAGUGAGGCAGGAGCAGCGUCGGAAGAGGCAGAUGAAGUGCGGGCAGCGCAGCAGAGAGUGCAGCAGGCAGCGGAGCAGGGAGAGAAGCAGCGAGAGCAGCAGGCAGCAGUGAGUGGUGAGAACGUCGGUAGGCCGCCGUCUCCUUCAGUGCUGAAGCAGGGUGGUGUGGGUGGGUUGAGUGGGCUCAGUGGGGCGGGUGGGGCCGGUGUUGUGGGGCCCCUCUCAGGGAAAGCAGGGGAAGGCAAUAGGGUUACCCGCACGCCCUCUCACGGGAGUGAACAGAGAGCAGUGGGGAGUGAGAGGAGUGAGAGUGAGAGCAGAGGAGGGGAAGGUGGGUCGGGGAGGGCGCCGACUCUUUCGCCGCGGCCGCCCGGGAUUGUCAGCAGCAAGUCGGGCAGCUGGGUGAACAGUAGCGAGGGCGACUUUUCUGGGCGGCAGCACCCGGGCAGCUUUGAAGGUUUUGGGCAGGAGGGAAGGUUUGGGGGGCAGGGGAGUGGGGUGCUGCACAGAGGGGGAAGAGGGAGUGUGAGCAGCAGCAGGGCUUCGGUUGGAGGGGUUGGAGGAGGGAUAGGAGGAAUGGGAGGAGGGUUAGGAGGUGGGAGUGGGGGGUCAGUAGUGGGGUUAGGAGGAGUGGGGAGGGUUUUGAGUGGUGGGGGAGGGGUGCCGGUGGGGAGGAGUGGAUCGGGGGGGAGCUUGUUCGCGAGUGGAGUGGGAGGAGGGCUUUACCCUUCUGGAGGGAACGUCUUGGCUCUGCUACAUGACAGCACUGACAGCUUUGUUGGCCAAUCGGGGGACCUGAAGCGGCAGCAGUGGGAGGCAGAGUUACAGCAGGAACUGGCGCUGCAGAGAGAGGAGAAGCGCAAGCAGAUGUCACGGUCCAGCAGCAACGGCAGUGCUGCAGGUGGGGUUGGCGCCAGCCACGCCAACAGCAUCGGCAGUGGCAGCAUCGCUAGCGGUAUAGGUAGCGCAAACACAAGCAUCAGUGCGAGCGCAAGUGCGAGUGCGAGUGGGUCUCGAGAGUUCUUUGGACCGCCUGGCUCCGUUUCCUCUCCGCGUCGAAACCCGCCAGUCUAA